Messenger RNA from Aspergillus fischeri NRRL 181, 927 nucleotides. Its product is annotated as EF-hand domain-containing protein. Lineage: Eukaryota; Fungi; Ascomycota; Eurotiomycetes; Eurotiales; Aspergillaceae. Gene Ontology annotation, molecular function: calcium ion binding. The record is from RefSeq and is a predicted model, not a curated record. Bases 1 to 927 code for a protein of 308 amino acids. The transcript has 3 exons.
AUGGCUUACAACAAGUCCUACAACCCCGAUGCGCUGCCAGCAUUGCCCAUCCCCGCGACUGACUUCCAGCAGGUCGCCCAGUUGAUCGGCUCCAUGCAAGUAUCCUCACAACCACAGGCCCAGCGACCUCCUCGAACAUCGUCUCAUGCUCCGCCCGGCGGGCACCCCCAGAGAGUCCCCGUCACGAAUGCUCAGAUCAACAAACCCCUCCCUGCGACCGGACCGCCUCCCGCAAGCCAUGCGCGUCCGCAUCCGCUCCACCCCUCGCCUCCGCCCCAAAACUACGGCUUCGGGCCCCCUCCCUCGCAGCCCGUACGCAAUCGCCCUUCCCCAGUCUCGCGUCCACCUCAAUCCCCCCAUCCGCCUCCUCUGUCCGCCCCGCACGAUGAUCCCCAGCAGCUCUUCCCACUCUUCCGCGCUGCCAAUGCCUCACACUCGGGCGCUCUGACCGAGAUGGAGCUCGGAUCCGCCCUCGUGAACGGCGACUAUACCUCUUUCCAUCCCAAGACCGUCAAGAUGAUGAUCCGCAUGUUCGACCGGAACAGCAGCGGGACCAUCUCGUUCGACGAGUUCGUGGCGCUGUGGCGGUUCCUCGCUGCGUGGCGGGAGCUCUUUGACCGGUUUGACGAAGAUCGCAGUGGGCGCAUCAGUCUGCAGGAGUUUGAGAAAGCGCUGGUUGCGUUCGGGUAUAGGCUCAGCCAGCCAUUUGUCACGGUGCUCUUUACCACGUUUGAGAGCAAAAAACAACAAAUAAACGGGGGGCAUGGACCGGCCAAGGAUGGGAUGAGCUUCGAUCUCUUUGUGCAGGCGUGUAUCAGUCUCAGACGAAUGACGGACGUGUUCAAGCGGUAUGACGAGGAUCGGGACGGGUAUAUCACACUGAGCUUUGAGGAGUUUUUGACUGAGAUCUUACAGUUGCAGGACUAG